AUACAAAAAAAGUGUACGAACCAAAGACGCAAUGUCGUCAUCAGCCUUACCGCCACCUGGCAACCUACCUUCGUGGUCUCGGGUCUCUACACUUGACCGGUCGAGAUAUCCAAAACCAUUUUUGCGGGAUCGUAUUCCUUUACCACCAGGUGGCACCACAAUAACGACGGAUUCCGCAGCGAUGAUGGAUUUCAACGCAAGUCUUGGGAACGUUGGCGUAAAAUUUCUGGAUAAAAUGCCGACAGGAAAUCAACAGCACGCAUUUCGUUACGAUAAAAGUAUUCAAUUUCUACAAGAUCAACAUGCGAACACAUUGAAAAAGCUACACGAAGAAUUAGACUUCCUAAAGCGGGAGAACAAGGAAUUACAAUUCAAAAUGCUACUUGCACAUAGAGGAAACACUCCUCUACCUCCAUCUUCAAAGCAAACACAAGAAUCUGACAUCAAGACUCUUCUUCUCCAGGAAGAAGUUAAAGAUUUACAACAAGCUCUACAGGAAUCUACUUUGAAAAAUAAAGAAAUGCAGCAUGCAAUUUUCAUGUUACAAUCUCAAGGUAAAAAUACAGGUGAACGUCACAGCUCUGGCGACGGGGAGCGCACCAAAACACACAGAAGAAAGUAUUCUGUUAGUAGUCUUUCUACACCGUUGCCCUUAAAUGCAACGCUUAACCCUCUACAAAUUCGUGAGGGAGUAAAUGAAACUUCUCGUGUGCCAUCGAUGUCCGAAUGUGAAACGAUAAUUCAACGUCUUCAUGAGGUCAAUUGUCAGCAAUUAGCGGAAUUGUCUCGCCUUCGUAACGACAUGCGUAUUUCAUCAAGAAAUUCAACACCUGAGCCAUAUAUUUCAAAAACCGUCGGACUCGCUGAUAACGAGUCGUUUUCUGAUACAAGAUUACCUCGUAUACCAGUGAAGCCGAUUGGUAAAAAGUCAAUCAAAAGUGCAAGCUCUGCUUUGGAAGUCAAAAUAUCUCUCCCUGCACUAACUAACACCAUUUCCUCUAAUAUAGCGGAUCGUCAAAAACGACAGAACGCUCUCCAAAAACAAAAGAAUAAUAAAACCUAUAAGUAACAUAACACGAUCAAUUUUGUACAAUGACUGUUAAAAAAAUUUAGGAAAGAAAAAAUCAAGCCAAAUUAAAUUUUCAAUACUGUGUUCGAUUAAUUGUGUAAUGAACAUUGAUUUCAAAUUUGGUACUAAACUGUUGUACCCAUUUAGGUAGAAUUGACUACCGGUAAUAUAUUUAAUUUUAGCAAGCUAAUAUAGGAUUUGGUUCAUGCCAAUGGUUCUCAAACUUUCAAGAUUGUGGCCCCAACCAAAAGACUCUCGACACUCCGUGGCGCCCUGAUUUUUCACAAAAAUACCUAAUGUCUAGUUUUUAUCCUUUUUUUAUUUGGCACAUUCAAUAUUAAACAGCCAGUAAACAAAAGUAAAACAAUUUACAGUCAAAGAACUAGACAAAUUGAAGGUAAUCUACUUUGAAUUAAUGUACAGUAGGCCUACCCAUCUCAAAUAGUAAAUUGUAAAUGUCUUUGAACUUUGACCCCUUUGAUCCAAGGGCCAAGUUUGAGAAGCCCUGGUUCGCACUUUCAGAACACCCUGUUAAUAUUAUCAAUACCAGCUUUUCUAGAGAAACUAUUUGCUAAAUAAAUAGAAUUAUUUUUCACAGUAUUAGAUAGGAUAUGUUAGUCAACUUUUGGACAAACUCCUAGCUAUUUCCCCUCACAAUCUUGACUUGACCAAGUCUCAAUUCUUGAUACGAGUGGGCCUAUAUAGCCUAUUGAUUUAUUUAUUUUCUAUAAACCACAUUUUUUGCUGUUAAACUAAGAUUUGUAUGAAGUUUCACUCAAUAAAAAAUUGUCACACAUAAUAAUUUAGGUUUUUUGCAAAAUUUUCCAUUCAUGUAAUUCAAAACUUGCAAAAUUCUAUAAUAUUAAAUAUUUCUAAUGGAGAAUUUGACACUCUCUUUGAUUCUUGAAAUUGAGUCUGUAUUUUUGUAUUUUCUCCUGUUUGCUUCAUUAUUGAAGUUUUAUUUUUUUUUCACUGUGAUGUUGUGUUUUAGUAGAUUUAUAUUUGCUUUGCCUCUGAUAAAAAGCUGCAUUUAUUUUUGUGAUUUUAAGUUUCUUAAAAGUUGAUUUUUUAAAGAAAAAUAGAUGUUAUAUUUGAUCAGAAAUUGAAAAAUGUCUCACUGUUCAAGAUUGCAGUUUACCAUUAUUUCAAUUCAUUGUAAGACAUGCAUCUGAAUAAUUAGAUGUUCUCACACCAAAAUGGUCUGAAUGAAACACUCCAAUAGGAUUGAGCAAUCUUGCAUAGUUUUCAAACGAAAUCGGUCCUUAUCAUUAUAGCUGAUAAGCUGCGGCCCACCAUGUAGGUAAUUAAACUGUCUGGCAUAGUUUUGAACCAAAUCUGGUCUCAUGGAUGUGUUGUAGGCUGCGGUCCACCAUAUGAUUAAAAUGUCCUGAUUUUCCCACAGGAUAAGUACAAAAGAAAUACUAUCAAAAAUUGCACCUUUUUUCAUGGCUGGAGAUUACAAAUGGCGAGUUUAACUGUGUGUAAUUAUUAUCAUUACAUGAACCUUCUUACAGUAGCAUGAAUACCUGAGGCUGUAUUUCUGUGUUCAACCCUCGCUAAUAUCGCUGGUAUAAUAACUCUGGUCAAAUUCUAAGAACAAAUUAAAGCGAAUUGACAGUUUGCGAUAGCACCUGGAACUACGUGAAUGUUAUUGGUUCAUUCUGUGAUUUUAGACGGCCAGUUUUUCAAUUUCUGACCAAAGUUUUAUGUCUCACUGUUUUACCUGGUGAUUUUCGAAGCCUUUUUUUUCGUGUUUUUUCUUAAUUUCCUAAAUUUGGUGCUCAAAUGGUUGACAAAACCCAAACUUUAACACUAAACCAUUCCCAGUAUAUUCAACUAUAUUUUCUUAGACUCUAUGAACUAUAGAAACAUUUCAUUUUUCAUAAAUUUGGAGCUGUGUAGGGAGAAUUCCAUGGAAAAAAAUUUGCUGUUUCUUCCACUUUUUGCGUAUGUACGUAUACUGACAGGCACAGCACAACUCCCAUUUCACGCAGGUGCUUAGACUGCUGGCUAUACUGUACCCUGAAGAAAUAUGGCAAUUGGUCAUUUUCCAAAUAAAAUUAACCCUGUCAUUUAAUAAAACAUAUUAUAUUUAGCAAAUUUGACACAAAAAUUUUAUUAGCACAAAUUGCCAAUUUUGGUCAUAAAAUGUAAAAUACAAUGUGUGUAAUCAAAUGUAUAAUUUUUUAUGAAUUCAAACUGGACUAUACCACAGCACUCUCAACAAAUCGUUAAUUCAUUAAUGAAAGUCCAUUGACCCAUUAGUGUCCUCUACCAUUAACCAAAUACAUGGAUAGAAAUCAAUUCAAAUUAGCAUUAGCUGUAUUUAAUCUGUAAAAUUUAAAAUCUGACAAGUCUUAAUAAUGCACAAACCUAAUAUUACUUGGUUUUCAAGCAAGUACUAAAAAAUAUGGACAUCCCUGAUUUUAGAAAAUACUGACUUUACCUUUUUAGUUGUUGUCGUCUCUCUAGGUUUUUAAAUACUUUGUGCUUUUAGAUAUUUAUAGGUGCUUUAUAGAACACAUCAGUGACUUUGUGUAGUUUUAACUUAUUUCAAUAAUAAAUGGCGUUUAUGUUUUGAAUA
Messenger RNA from Styela clava, 3653 nucleotides. RefSeq names its product coiled-coil domain-containing protein 74A-like. NCBI's taxonomy places the organism in Eukaryota, Metazoa, Chordata, Ascidiacea, Stolidobranchia, Styelidae. The record is from RefSeq and is a predicted model, not a curated record.